Molecule: messenger RNA, 1500 nt
Organism: Fusarium vanettenii 77-13-4
Lineage: Eukaryota; Fungi; Ascomycota; Sordariomycetes; Hypocreales; Nectriaceae
Exons: 7
Coding region: 1-1500 (499 amino acids)
Biological process (GO): transmembrane transport
Cellular component (GO): membrane
Molecular function (GO): transmembrane transporter activity
Source: RefSeq, a predicted model, not a curated record
AUGCAGUUCAAAGAUGAACUCCAGACUCCAACUUCUGACAUCGCCAAUGGGUCUAUCAUCGGAAGAGAUGUUGACUGGACGCCCGAGGAAGAGGCUGCUGUUAGGCGCAAGUUUGACUUUACCAUCACGCCCUUGGUGACUCUGCUGUAUAUGCUCUGUGCUAUUGACAGUACCCAGGGCCAAUGUAGGGUUGGUUAUCCUCAGCUAUUUCCACACGAAUGGCAGAGAACUGACACGCACACAAGCAAUGCUCGCAUUGAGGGCAUGAGUGAUGAACUGAACCUCGUCGGCUACCGAUACAACAUUCUCUUGACUGUCUUCUUCAUCUUCUACUUGGCAUCUAAUAUAGAGGCAGUGCCCGCACUUGUCUUUUGCUUCGGAUUGGUGUCCCUUUGCACCGCCUUUGUCGAGUCCUACGCUUCGAUGCUUGUCGUCAGAGCCAUCCUGGGUAUCUUUGAAGGUGGUGCUAUGCCUGGAACGGCCUUUUUCCUGAGCUGCUUCUACAAGAAGACGGAGCUUUUCUUCCGUAUGAGUAUCUUCAUCGCGUCUAGUUCUCUGGCUAGUUCCUUCGGCGGCCUCCUGGCUGCGGGACUCUCCAAGAUUCCGCCCUGGGGAGCUAGUGCCAUGCUCAUCCACCGAUGGAGGAACAUCUUCUUCUUUGAAGGCUUGAUCACCGUCCUCGUUGCCAUGGCCGCUCCAUUUUUGAUGCCCCAGAGCCCCGGAACAUACAAGUUCUUGACUGACCGACAACGUUACAUCGCCGCUGAGCGUCUACUCCGCGAAAACGCACACGUCCGUGAAGAAAAGGUCACCUGGAAGCACGUCCGGCGAGCCAUCUUUAACAUCCACACCAACGUCUGUGCUUGGUGCUUCUUCUGCACCAACAGUGCUGUCCAGGGUUUUGGUGCCUUCAUCCCAACAAUCCUCCGCGAGUUUGGCUGGACCUCGACCGAGGCACAGCUCAAGUCGGUCCCUCCGUAUCUGGUGGCAUGCGUCGUUACCAUUGCCCUCGGCUACCUGAGCGACCGAACCAACAAGCGAGGUAUUUUCAUGGCUGGCAUUUUGCCCUGCUCUAUCAUUGGUUUCUCUAUCCUGAGGUUCUCGACCAACACGGACGCCAAGUAUGCCGCUGUCUUUCUCAACGCCAUCGCGUGCUUCGGAGCUAGCAGUGGAUUCCUCAGCUGGGGCAUCAACAAUGCCGGCAGUCCUGCCGUGGCGGCUGUUGCCGGUGGCUACAUGGUCAUGGUGGGAAGUAUGGGAGGUGUCUUGUCUACUUGGACUUAUCUGUCGCGUGACUCCCCGCUCUUCCACACCGGUCACACCAUCAACCUGUCUCUUCAGUGCUUCUGCUUCUGUCUGGCUUGCUUCGGCCUUGCCCACUGCAUCUACGACAACAAGCUUCGUGCUAGGGGUGGAAGGGGCGACAGGAUCCAGGGGCUCACCGAGGAGGAGAAGCUGGCACUUGGUCACCGAAACCCGGAGUUCCGCUAUAUGGAGUGA